UGGAUGGUUGGAUGAACGGUGUGCUUCCCAGGCCUGGAAAGAGAAGAAUAGUGGAUGGAAUCACCCUUUCCUCUUAAAGUGCGUGCACAGGUACACACGCACACAGUGCUUAGAGAGACGCCUCUUCCCCGAGGGCAGCGCAUGCCCUGGAGCCCCCCUGACUGUGCUGUGUGCCUGGCAGGUCCUGGGCUGGCCUUCAUCGCCUUCCCCAAGGCUGUGACUAUGAUGCCCUUAUCCCAACUGUGGUCCUGCCUGUUCUUCAUCAUGCUCAUAUUCCUAGGGCUGGACAGCCAGUUUGUCUGUGUGGAGUGCCUGGUGACAGCCUCCGUAGACAUGUUCCCCAGGCAGCUCCGGAAGAGCGGGCGGCGGGAGCUCCUCAUCCUCACCAUCGCCGUCACGUGCUACCUGAUAGGGCUCUUCAUGGUCACCGAGGUGAGCUGGGGCCGGUGGCCUGCAGGCCAGGCUCCCGGGGAGGGAGCCACAGGGGACACUGCUGACCCUUCUUAGAGCCUCACUUUUCUUAUCUGCUGAUGCGGGGUGUGGACGCCUGCCCUGCCUCUCCACAGUGAGGUUGUACGGACCACACGACCUGCAUUUGUGAGGUCUCUUUUGGUUGCAGGUGACAGAAACCAAUACAGCUGGCUUAAGCAGAAAGGGGAACGUAUUGGGUCAGGUUGCUGAAAACCCUAGAGAUAUUUGGGUUUCGGCGUGGUCGGAUCCAGCUGCUCUUGUGACACUGUCAGGAAUGCUCC
This is a messenger RNA of Cercocebus atys (sooty mangabey), 752 nucleotides long. Its product is annotated as sodium- and chloride-dependent betaine transporter-like. Bases 55 to 507 code for a protein of 150 amino acids. Gene Ontology annotation, cellular component: membrane. Gene Ontology annotation, biological process: sodium ion transmembrane transport. The transcript has 2 exons. The record is from RefSeq and is a predicted model, not a curated record. NCBI's taxonomy places the organism in Eukaryota, Metazoa, Chordata, Mammalia, Primates, Cercopithecidae.